UCCCAUCCCUACAACAGCAAAAAACCUGUGAAUUGUGAAGUAAGCCGAUCAUUGUUUUUGAUUUGAUUGCCACUUUAAUUAUCGAUCAUUCUCGAUUUAAUACAGAUCUAAAUUCAAACGUUUUUAAACACGCAGAGACAACAUUUUGGCUAAGGUAAAGCAUUGUUCCUGGCUAUUUAUAAGUUUUACUUUAUCGUCCAGGCACAAGAUGCCUGUUAUAAAGCUUCAAUCAUCCGAUAAUGAAAUUUUUGAUGUUGAUGUCGAGAUCGCAAAAUGUUCUGUAACAAUAAAGACAAUGUUGGAAGAUUUGGGCAUGGAUGAUGACGAAGAGGAAGUUGUUCCGCUACCAAACGUCAAUUCUGCAAUUCUCAAAAAGGUUAUUCAAUGGGCAACCUAUCACAAAGAUGACCCUCCAUUACCCGAGGACGAUGAGAACAAAGAAAAGCGCACUGAUGAUAUUUCAUCGUGGGAUGCGGACUUUUUAAAAGUCGACCAAGGCACUUUGUUUGAAUUAAUAUUGGCUGCUAAUUACCUUGACAUUAAGGGUUUACUGGAUGUGACAUGUAAAACUGUAGCCAAUAUGAUCAAGGGUAAGACACCUGAAGAGAUUCGCAAAACCUUUAAUAUCAAGAAUGAUUUCACGGCAGCUGAGGAAGACCAGGUGCGCAAGGAGAAUGAAUGGUGUGAGGAAAAAUAAACUUGAUGGUUGUUAGCUUAGUUUUUCGAAUUAAUCCAUUUAAAAGUUAGUUUAAUUUAUGUUAAAAGUAAAUAAAAUAAAAUUCCAAGUAUUAGUAGUGA
Messenger RNA from Papilio polytes (common Mormon), 798 nucleotides. RefSeq names its product S-phase kinase-associated protein 1 (gene SkpA). Gene Ontology annotation, molecular function: cullin family protein binding. Bases 209 to 697 code for a protein of 162 amino acids. The transcript is spliced from 2 exons. Lineage: Eukaryota; Metazoa; Arthropoda; Insecta; Lepidoptera; Papilionidae. Gene Ontology annotation, cellular component: nucleus; cytoplasm. Gene Ontology annotation, biological process: SCF-dependent proteasomal ubiquitin-dependent protein catabolic process. The record is from RefSeq and is a predicted model, not a curated record.